AUGCUGGCGAUGGCCUCCUCUCUGGCGGCCGACUACGACGACACCAGCUUCAUCUUUGACGACGCUGACGGCGAGGAGAGCCAUGCCGAUCAUCCAGUGGUGGCAUGCGCUGUCGACGAGGCUGCCGGUGUCUGCUUGAUACCGUCCGUGCACGCGCGCGGCCUCGUCACGACAGCUCCAAGCGUCGCCUCGAUUCUGACGCAUGCCCACGCCUACGCGGGCGACGUGGACACCAAGCGCUUUGCUGGCGAAACCCUUGGCUACGUCACGCCGUGGAACAGCCAUGGCUACGACACGGCCAAGACCUUUCGCCGCAAGUUUACCUACAUUGCGCCCGUGUGGUACCAGAUCCGCCACGACGCCUCGCGAGCGCCCGUGCUCACCGGUGGCCACGAUGUCGAUGCAGACUGGAUCGCCGCUGUCCGUGGUCGCGACGGUCUCGGCCCCAGCAUUGUGCCGCGCUUCAUGUUUGAGAUGCCGUCGCUCAGCGCAGCCGAGGCGUCGCAGGUCCUCUCGCUGUUAUUGCACGAGGUGCAGACACAAGGCUUUGACGGCCUCACGCUCGAGGUAUCGCCGUCGACAAAAAGGACGGUAUUGACCACCAACAGAUCCCCAUCGUCGACGUCACGGUGCCCUUCAUCAAGGCGCUCGGCAAAGCGCUUGCAAAGGCCAAGCGCCUGCUAUUGCUGGUCUUGCCUACAAGCCAGCGCAACCAUCCUUCCGCACGUGCAUCGCUUCUCAGUCAACGCGUACGACUACUCGUCCAUGGGUCCGAACGCGCCGCUGCCAUGGCUGCAAGCGACGCUGCAGCAGCUCGAAACGUCGCCUAAAUUUCUCAUGGGCCUAGCGUUUUACGGCUACGACACCAACGCUGCGCUAGAGGCCGUGAUUGGGUCGACGUUCUUGACGCUGUUGAAAGCCCAUACCCCCGAUGUACAGUGGGAUGCCGUUGCGCAUGAAUGCAAGUUUAUCUACGCCGACGGCCGACGCCACGUGUAUUACCCGUGUUUGCAGUCCAUCCAAGACCGGCUCGCGCUCUACGCAGAGACACAGGUUGGCGCCGCGAUCUGGGAGAUUGGCCAAGGGCUCGACUAUUUUUUUGAUCUGCUUUGAGACGCAACGGUCGGCGACCGAGAAUAGCAACCGAUGCCUUUCUUCUCAAGAUAGCUCGAUGUCCUU
Messenger RNA from Saprolegnia parasitica CBS 223.65, 1179 nucleotides. RefSeq lists its product as hypothetical. The transcript is spliced from 7 exons. The record is from RefSeq and is a predicted model, not a curated record. Gene Ontology annotation, molecular function: oligosaccharide binding. Gene Ontology annotation, cellular component: extracellular region. The coding region runs from base 1 to 1113 and encodes 370 amino acids. Lineage: Eukaryota; Oomycota; Saprolegniomycetes; Saprolegniales; Saprolegniaceae.